Molecule: messenger RNA, 1009 nt
Organism: Moneuplotes crassus
Lineage: Eukaryota; Ciliophora; Spirotrichea; Euplotida; Euplotidae
Source: the annotation of a GenBank genome assembly
UUAUAACUUAAAAUGGCUUAUUCUGACUCUGAAAGCUCAGAGAUCGACCAUAACAACUACAAAGGCCAGUAUAUAGACGAUGACCCUGGCUCGAAGUGGCAGGAUCCAGACACAGGCGCACAUUUUGAUUUUAAAGAGAUGUGUAAGAUCCUUAAAUAAAGUUUCUUAUGAAAGACGAUCUGAAGAAAGAAAAAGAACAGCCCUGCUAAAGAACAUACAGAAGCGCAGAGGGAAUAGCUUAGAGAACCAACCUGAGCACCAGGUUGGAACCAGGCCUGCUAAUAUCGGGCUAAAGAAACCUGAGAAAAGGAAUAACUUUAUGAAGAGUUUUAGCAAUAUGAAGCAAGGCCAGCUGAAAUACCAUGAGAAUAGCAGUAAUGGUCAGACUAUGAAAAUUUUUAAUACAAACAGUCUUGAGAGACCAAAGAAGAUUCAGAAGAUGAACCGGCAUAAGAGACAUAGGAAUUUGGAGUCCUUCCAUGAGAAAUUAAUGGCUAAUAAGAUCUCUUACAAAGGCCAGAUCAAGAAGAAUUAUCAAAUAAGGCUUUCAAAUAUUGCACAGAACUUGUCUAAUAGUAUCGACGCUAAAAGAUCAGUGUCUCGUAAGAAUCGGAGGAAUAUUGGGGGUAGUAUUUCUACAAAAUACAACAAGGCAAAGAACUUAGCAAUCCUAAAUAAAUCCAAUGAGCAUGUGAGACCAAAGCAGCUUAUCAAUACUCAGAAUAAUAUAAUUAUUAUCUCAAAUCAUUCGCAUGCGAAGAGUUUUAAAGGCAAACCAAAAGUUCUGAAAAAGAAUUAUGAAAAGGUGGGGAAUCUUCUAAAUUCUCAUGGGCAGGGACGCAAUUCACACUUUAAGAAAGGACCUACAAUGACGAAUGCUCCAUAUAUAAAACUUCCAGGAAGUAACUCAAUGAGUGACAACUCUUUUAAUUACAGUUCAUCGAGAAGAAAUAUGAAGUCAGAUAAAAAGAGGAUGAGUGGAUUAUUCCAAAAUUCAAUGUUCACUUAA